UGCGUCCCGCACGGACCAAUAGUAAUGCGAGACUCAAGCGCGACACUUCCUUCACAGCUAGCUGAGUUCCAGUGUAUAAGAGCAAAGAGUUCUGCCUCAUUCACAAGCGGCCAAAUCUUUUCAGUCCUCUUUACCUCGUAAAAAGAAAAUCAUGCUAGGCGGAACCGCUGACUUGGGCGCCACCGGCACCAGCCUACCCAAUCAACCCUCUCAAGCCCCAACCCCAAAAUGCACCUCAUGUCAUAUCAACUUCAAAGAUAGACAAGAUCAGAAAGCGCACAUGAGAGAGCCAUGGCACGUAUACAACAUCAAACGCCGCAUCGCAUCUCUCCCACCACUAUCCCAAACCACAUUCGACCUCGAAUUCCGCAAAUCUCCCAAAGAGACCUCAUCUCCAAGCGACUCCCUCAGCGACUCCCUCGAGCCAAACGACUCAUCCACCGACGACCCCAACUCCGAUCCUCCAAACACAACAGUAUCAGCAUCCCCAACCGCCCCAACCCACUGCCUCUUCUGCCCCAAAGCAUUCCCCCCAACCACCCCCGGUCUCACAGAGAACCUGGAUCACAUGCGCGUAUCCCACGGCCUAUUCAUCCCCUCGCCAUCGCGUAUCACCGACAUGCCAACUUUCCUGAGCUAUCUCGCUACGGUGGUGAAAGAUUGGAAUGAAUGCCUGUACUGUGGCGCUGUGAAACACUCGACGUUGAGUGUGCAGAGCCAUAUGAGGGAUAAACAGCACUGCAUGAUUAAUCUGGAGCGCGAGCCGGAGAUCGCGGAGUUCUGGGAGGGUGGGAUGGAAGGGGUGCAGUGGGAUCGCGAGCGGGCGAGCGAGGAAGGGGAGAAGAAGGUUGUUGCGUCUCGUCUUCAUCAGAUUGAGGCUCCUGUGUCUUCUCCUUCUCCGUCUCUACCGACAGCACAGAAAAAGAAAAGGACAACACCCACACCGCCUCCCUCACACACUACAUCCUCCCCAGCCGCUACGCAAAAUUCCAGCAUAACCGUGCACCGGCACUCUUCUACCGCAUCAUCGUCUUCACCACUUCAACAACUUCAAUCGCUUGCUCAAUCCCGCUCGCACCUCAGUUUCCAGCUCCAAAACAUAACGCCGCACCAACAAAAAGCUCUGAUACUCGCCGAGAAGAAAGCGCAGCGUAGCCAAGACGCGGCCCGUCGAGCGCAGAGCUGGAUCCGUUCAAAGGGGGCGAAUACGCAGAAGUUUGAUCAGUUGGAUUGCACCAAGAUCGGGAAGAGGGGGAAACAGGAUCAUCGGCUUAUGCCUAGAUAA
This is a messenger RNA of Periconia digitata, 1285 nucleotides long. The record is from the annotation of a GenBank genome assembly. Lineage: Eukaryota; Fungi; Ascomycota; Dothideomycetes; Pleosporales; Periconiaceae.